AAAGUACCAUUAAAAAAAAAGUUAUCGGCCGUCACGUCUAAUGUCAAAGUCGUAAACUUUAACUGUCAUUCGUUUUUCUUAAAACGGGCGAAAUGUCUGAUACAACCGGUGAUAAUUUAAAACCACGAGUUUUAAUACUAGGAGGAUGCGGCUUCAUCGGGCGGAACUUGGUAGAUUACUUGAUAAGGAACGAUCUGGUUAGCGGGCUUCGUGUUGUGGACAAGACCCCGCCUCAACUGGCUUUCCUGAACCCUACACAUUCUAAAACAUUUGAGGACCCCCGCGUUGAAUACAAAAGCGCAAAUCUAAUUAAUCAGACUUCUUGCGCAUCAGCGUUAGAUCCAGGAGACGACGCGCCAUGGGGGCUGGUAGUGAAUUGUGCGAGCGAAACUCGCGGAGGUCAGACCGAGGCGGUUUAUGCGGAAGGAAUCGUCACCCUCAGCCUGAACGUGGCCAAGCACUGCGCCAGGAUGAAGGUACCAAGACUGGUAGAGAUCUCAAGUGGACAGAUGUGCAGCAAUGAUAAGCCCCAAAAGGAAGAUUGCUCAAUUGACCCUUGGACGAUCGAAGGUCGGAUGAAGAGCAAAGUGGAACAAGAGCUGAAAAACAUGGAGGACCUGAACUACACCAUCAUAAGGCCCGCUAUUGUGUACGGAAUCGGAGACAGAAGAAGUUUGACACCCCGUCUCCUCUACGGUGGAAUUUACAAGCAUUUAGGCGAAACAAUGAAACUCCUUUGGACUGGCGAUCUGAAAAUGAACACGGUACAUGUCCGCGACGUCUGUCGUGCCAUCUGGACUCUCGGGACCAGUCCUCAGGCCAACAAGCAGAUCUAUAACUUGGUUGACGAAGGGAACAGCACUCAGGGUACAUUGGCCGAGCUCGUCUCUGAUAUAUUCAAAAUCAAUCAUGAUUACUAUGGAACCGCUAUUUCUACUUUGGCUAAGAACGACAUAGCGUCUGUGGCGGAGGAAGCCAACGACAAGCACCUGACCGCGUGGGCGGACAUCUGCCGCAAGUACUCCCUCCAGCACACGCCGCUCGAGCCCAGCGCCGGCGUGGAGCUGCUCCUCAACAAGCAGCUCUGUCUCGACGGGACCAAGCUGCGCGCGCUGAUGCAACUGGACGUGCCCAAACCUACCGCCGAACUGUUCAGAGAGGUUUUAGAAGACUAUGCUUCGAUGCAACUCUUCCCCAAGGAACUUUUACUAUGACUGCGCAAUUAAAAAUCGAUACGUUUUUUUAACAUUUUGUACGUCAACUAUGAAUAAUUGAUUUUUAUAAAUAUUUGAUUUCAUUUAGCGUUUACAGAAGUCGGUGUUUUUAAUUUUAAGCUUUCGUUUCGCUUUAGCCUAUAUUUAAUAUUCGCUAGUAACAAACAAAAAAAGUUUUUCGGACACGAUGUAUAAAUAAAUACCCUUCGUUCGCUUCAUAUUAAAAAUAAAAAUACUUUAACAUUAAUUUAAAAAAAAAAAAACAUUCCAUUCAUAAUUUCGCGUUUGCCUUCAGUAUUACUAUUCGAUAUUUUGGAAUUGAGUCAUACUUGAAAUUCUUAUUGAGAUGCGCCUAACCUUAUUACCACCGGUUUAACGGUGUAAGGAUUCAAAGAGAAUUGAAAGAUACAAAAUCACGUAUAAGUCUAGAAUGUCCACACGUUGUGAUUUUGGUCGGACGUUGUCUGUGCGCUGCAGUGGCAGUGGUACACAUGAAUUUGAAAAAAAUAUUUCAAUGAAGAAAAAAAAGUCCGAUUUUUUUCGUGUCCAAUGCGCGCUUUACAUUGAAGCUUAGAAAUGGAAGCUAUUGUAACGAUAAAAAAAAAUCGAAAAGCCUUUCUAUAUUUGUAGGUACGAAGGGAACAAUAACCUGUGUCUUGUUCGAUUUUAUAAAAGUCGUUUAAUGAAAUAAAGUCUCUCUCUCGGACUCAGGGUCUUUGAGAAGUUCCCUUUUCGAUAAGGUUUUUUUUUUGAUACGAAUAGAGAUGUAACUGAACGCGUAGUCGAAUGAGUUGAAUGUUCGAAAACAAUGCCUUUUAAUGAAGUAGCACCUUCUGUGAACAGGCAUAGUCAUGUUAAUAGUGUUUGACAUUGUUAAUGACGGAUGCGGUUAAGUUCUACAUCGCCCGCUCGUCUGUCAAUAUAGAGGGAAACAAAUUAACUGGAAAAUAAUUCGUACUAAGUGCGAUUGGACAAAAUCGAAUGAAAAUUUAGAGGUUAAUUAAAUUUAAAUUGUCAAAUAUUACAUUCACUAAGUGUGUGGGACUGUUCUCGAAUAAAAAGAACUAUCAACGAAACGAAGUUAAUGCUCAUUUUAUUGUAGAUGUUUUGUAUUGCAGCACGCAAUGUAACAGUAACAACUGAGGUGCGCCAGGUCAACGAACUUUUCGUAAUACAUGUACGAAGGUAUCAUGUACUACUAGAUAGCCUGUUACAAAACUUGGCAAAUUGAACUUUAUUCCUAGUUCACGUUAAGGUAGUAAGUAGUACGCUUCGAAGCUAGGAAUGGGUAAGGGAGAGCAAGGAAAAAAAAAAUAAAAAAAAAUAUCAAAAUAUUUAUUCGACGAACAUUGAUGUUUUACAACGAGAUGAAAUCAUAGACAAUUUUGAUGCUCAUUUAAAAAAAAAGGCGGACACCUGUGACAUUUCUUUCGCCGCUUACUAAUGAAUGAUACUGCAUUAAGAAAAACAAUUUUCACUUAAUGUUCUUAGAGCUUUCAAAAAAUUUCGCUAAUAAACAGCCCAAUAUUAUAUUAUGAAUUGCAUCAGAAAUUUUGUAAGUACUAAAAUAUGAUUUUUACAACACCGGAAACAACUAAUGCAAAAUUAUGUUUAAUUUGAUGUUAUAACACUAAUAUAAUUAAUUACUUUUACAGUAAUUAAAGACUGUCUGACGAUACCAAAAAGCAAACUUAAUUUGCUUAUCUAACAACAAUUAUUAAUGGGAAGGAAAAACACUUAGGGAUAAUACACAUGUCAAUUUAAUAAUAUGUAAAAAUCUUCCAGUUUAUAUACAUACGUGUGGAGUUACUUACACAAGACAAGAAAUAACAGUAACGCAACAUUUUAGAUUACUAUAGCAUGAAUCUGUAAAAUGUUUUGAUUCAGAAGAAAAAAUACAAAUGUUUGUUAGUUCUGUUUCUGGUUAUGAGCUAAAUGGCUAGUAGCGUUUUUUUCUCGGUUUUCCAUAGUUUGAAAUUUAGAAGCGAUUCUAAUUAAGUACAUGACGAUCUAUGAUUUUGGCUCACUUUUAGCGAUAAGACUGGUCUUGUAAUUUUGCAUAUUUUAAAAAAAUAUUAUUUUGGUGUAUAAUGAAGCAUAUUAUAUAAUAUCAACGAUUUAUUGAAACAAAGACAUCCAUUCUCUUCCAUCCAUUAUCUUAGUUCAAACUUUGAUUCGAUUAAACGUCUUAACUAUAGUACUUAGUUAUGGUACUUAAUAUUUUAAUUUAAUACAUAAAGGUGCGAAAAUUAUUCAGUUUUGUACUCAUUUUUUUAAAUAUAUUUCUAAGCGAAUGUUAAAUUUAGUUAUAAUAUUUUUUUAAUAUAUUAUAGAAACUUUGAAAUUAUUCUCUUUUAUAUACGAAUGAAAUUGUUUUUAAAAGUAAUGAAGAAAAUACAGUAUUUUCAACUGUCAACCUGUCAAUGCUUGAUUUAUGGUAUUUUAAACGAGUCUCAUGUAAAAAUAAUUUCAUGAAAUUCUAAAGCGCUUAAAUAAACUUAAAAACCAAACUUCUAAGCCGUGCAAUAAAUAUUGCGACUAUAAUUUGAAAUCUUCGUCUCUUGGGAACUUUCGUAGUGUUUUGUUAAUUUCAUCGCUGAUUUUCUGACAAAAUGCAUACUCUUAAUAUAAAAUAUGAGAUUACAUAGUAAUAUGAAUAUCCUAUUACUUCUGUAAACAUCCGUACUCUAUGGUCGAAUUAUGAGAUCUAAUUAUUUUCCAUUGAACUUUGUAGAUUUCAAUUGCUGUUUUAUUUUUAAUAUACAUUUUGUAUUAUGUUUUUAUUUGUAAAAGUAAUAUGUAUAUUUGAAUCGAAUUUUUUAUAUUAACGAAACCAAGUUUCCGGCUCUACGAUUUUUAAUAAAAGAAUAGAAUUUUAGAUUUAAGUUUACGUUUAAAUCGAUAGUGCUAAGCGCAAUUCGUAUUAAAAUUAUCGACAAUAAUUUUUGUAUCAAAAAAGAAAGAAACGCGAUCCGAUGGAAUUUUAAAUCGUCUUCGCUUCGCAUUAGAUCGCUGCGUACACAUUACACGGGUCGGGUAGUUAUUGUUUGAAGCUUGUGAACAUUUUGUACUUGCUAUCGAUGUAUUAUCAAUAAAAGUAUUUGUAUAGAAAA
Molecule: messenger RNA, 4327 nt
Organism: Bombyx mori (domestic silkworm)
Lineage: Eukaryota; Metazoa; Arthropoda; Insecta; Lepidoptera; Bombycidae
Product: UDP-galactose 4-epimerase
Exons: 7
Coding region: 93-1214 (373 amino acids)
Source: RefSeq, a predicted model, not a curated record